Molecule: messenger RNA, 1124 nt
Organism: Archocentrus centrarchus (flier cichlid)
Lineage: Eukaryota; Metazoa; Chordata; Actinopteri; Cichliformes; Cichlidae
Gene: nsmce2
Product: NSE2 SUMO ligase component of SMC5/6 complex
Exons: 6
Coding region: 284-976 (230 amino acids)
Biological process (GO): protein sumoylation; double-strand break repair via homologous recombination
Cellular component (GO): Smc5-Smc6 complex; nucleus
Molecular function (GO): zinc ion binding; SUMO ligase activity
Source: RefSeq, a predicted model, not a curated record
GUUAGAAGUUAGCUUCUGUUGUAGCGCAUUUUUAGCGGCGGUUUUUGUACGGUCGUAUAGCAUCCAUAGUUUCCAUAGUUCAUUUACAUUUCCCAAGUUGUCUUUAUAAUAAUAGCAUUGCUGAUAGUUAUUAAGACAUUUGUACUUGACCUUAACGCAGGUGUGAUCAGUUUACUAGCAGAAAUAGAUGGAUACUUGUUAGCAAUCAAGGCUAACCUAACGUUAAGUUUAGCUCCUGUUUUGUAUUGUCAGUUGUUCCAGAGGAAUAAAGGUAGCCCUCAUAAUGUCUCUGAGCGCUGUUCACGGAACUCUGUCGAGCCUGAAAUCGUGUCAGGCAGAUAUCGGGACAGGUAUGGACAUUGUGACAGACGUGGCCAUGGACCUGGCGGAAACUCAGGAUGAAGAGAUGAAUGCUGGCAUCAGAGAGAUGGAGGCCAUGAUUCUGGAGUGUGCCAAACUGGACAGGGAGAUUAACUACUUUGUUGAUGUGGUGCAACAAGUCACUGCUGAGGUUACUGCUCAGCAGCCAGAGGCCAUGUUCAGCCUGUCUGCCAAAGUGAAGGAGCAGUUCACAGAGAGAAUAGCCAGACUCUCUGACGCUGACCUGCACGGUCACCAGAAAGUAGUGGCUUUCAAGGAAAGCAUCAAGAACUCUUCCAAACAAGCCAACCAAGAGUCAGCGGAGAACAUUGAGGAGCUCGAUGAGGACAUCGCUGUGACACAGAGCCAAGUCAACUUCACCUGCCCGCUCACACAGGUGGAAAUGGUGAAUCCGGUUAAGAAUAAGAAGUGUAACCACCACUAUGAUGAAGCAGCAAUACUGGGCCUGAUCAAAACAAGACACAGCCAGAAAAAGAAAUGCCGCUGUCCUGUGGUGGGCUGUGGAAACACAGAUGUGAAAGAGUCUGACCUCAUUCCUGACCAGAUGCUAAGGAGAAGGAUCCAGAGCCAGAAGAGGCAGAACAAAUGGACUUAAUGCUGAAGAUUUCUGUGAGAGCGAUCAGUAAUCAAAAACAAUAUUCUGAUAAUUAUUUGUAUACUGAGAAUGGAAGAUAUUUUCUGAUCAGCAAUAUUGCCAUCUGUGUUUUUAUGUAAAAUAAAUUUUUUUUGUUGUUUUUUUUUUU